Messenger RNA from Argiope bruennichi, 2812 nucleotides. It is a transcript of the gene Edc3, whose product is annotated as enhancer of mRNA-decapping protein 3-like. Gene Ontology annotation, cellular component: P-body. Lineage: Eukaryota; Metazoa; Arthropoda; Arachnida; Araneae; Araneidae. Gene Ontology annotation, molecular function: mRNA binding. The record is from RefSeq and is a predicted model, not a curated record. Gene Ontology annotation, biological process: P-body assembly; deadenylation-independent decapping of nuclear-transcribed mRNA. The transcript is spliced from 7 exons. The coding region runs from base 109 to 1461 and encodes 450 amino acids.
GUUGCAUUGCGUUGCGUUAUAAUUUUGAGAAUUUUGACGUUCUCUGUAGUAUUAUUGAGCAGCUCUUAUUUUCUAUUCUAGAAUUUGACAUAUACAUUUAAUGUUACCAUGUCUGCGAUGUGGGUUGGAAGUAUUAUUUCUGUAGAUUGUGGAGAUGUUCUUGGUGUUUUUGAAGGUGAAAUUUCAAAUGUGGAUGGUGAUAAUCAAACUAUAUCUUUGAUAAAUGUCAGCAGAAAUAAUGUAAAAUGUGAAGUAAAAGAAGUGACAUUAAGCACACUAGAUAUUAAAAACUUGAAGCUAAUUGAAUCAACAGUGAAAAGUGAAAAAAAGGAGCAUUCCUCUAGCACAUUAAAUGACUGUGUUCCUCCUUCCAAAAAUGAAAUAACUACUAAUUCACCUUUGAUUGAAGACAAUCAGAAAAAGAAAGUUGAUGGAAAAAAGAAGAGCAACAAAAGAGUAGACAUCAAAAAGUGGCACAGAGAUCGAGAUGAUGCUUGCUUCAGUGCUCCUGUGGAUAGUGAAGUACUUGAUGUAGAUUUUGACUUUGAAAAGAAUCUUGCUCUGUUUGAUAAGAGAGCUGUAUUUGAAGAAAUUGAUGCUUUGUCAAAAUCAGAUCAUGUCAGAUUGGUAGAUUGCAACAAGAGAAUUCCUACAAAAUAUCGUCAUGAUGAAAAUAUACUUUCUAAUGACAUUCCUAUUUUGAGACAAAUUUCUGUGCCAUGCAAACAUACUGAAGAAUAUGUUACAGAUACGGGUUUAAUUGUGCCAAGUGUAACUGUAGAAUUAAAGAAAAUGUUAUAUGAAAAGUGUGAAGAAGUUGGAUUAUUACCAAAAGUCCGUGUAGAAAUGAUUGGUCGUGGAGCAUGUGAAAUGGUUUUGCACUUGCUAGGUGGAAGUUACAGAUUGAAUCCUCAGAAUACUCAUCAGAAACCUUCUGUUGUUAUUCUUUGUGGAUCACACAUACAAGGUGCACAGGGAGUGAAUUGUGGUCGCCAAUUAGCCAACCAUUGUGCAUUAAUAACAAUUUUAAUUCCAGCACAAGCUAAAGAUUCUCAUUCCAUAGUGUCCACUGAGCUGAAACUGUUUAGUAUGUGUUGUGGCAAGACAGUAAAUGCAGUAUCAAGUCUGCCUUCUUCGGUGGAUUUCAUUGUCGAUGCACUGGAAUCUCAUGAGAACAUUAAACAAGAAGAAAAGUCUUGGAUAGCAAAUGCUAGACACUGGGCCAAACAAACUAAAGCUCCUGUUCUGUGUCUAGAUCCUCCACCAAAUUGUGCUUCUACUGAACACAAUUUCAUAUUGUCUCCGGCCCUGCCUUUUUCAUUUAGAACUGACAAAUGUAGUAUUCAUAUUUGUGAUAUUGGUAUUCCAAAAGGCGUGUUUUCAAAUGCAGGUUGUACAUAUUCAUCCCCUUUUGGAUCCAAGUUUGUAAUUCCUCUCUAUCCAAGGACUGAAUCUACUUAACCAGAUAAUAUAAAAGCUGAGUAAUUAUUUUACUUAUCUUAAUUCUGUUAUUGUAAUUGAGCUUGUGAAUGAAGUAUUAUUCUUGGAUACAGUUGUCUUAUACAGAUCAGUUUAAAAUAUUUUAAAAAAACUUUGCACCUGAAGACAAUUAAGAAGAGAACUUCUGUGUAGUUUUGUGGUUUAAAUAUUAAUUUUUAUUUUGUUUUGUGAAAUAAAAAAAAAUGAUUUUGGAAGUCAUAAAGAUAAGCUGGGAAUGUGAUGUAAGAAAUUAUAUAUAUUUGAAUGAGGAUUUAGUUUACAUUUUGAUAUAAACAUAAAGCUGUCUAGCAUGUUUUGUUUCUGAUUUAAAUAAUAUUUAUAAGUAUUUUCAGAUAAAUUUUUAUACAAUUCCUUGAUUAAUUUUUUUAAUGAAAUUUAUUUAUAUAUGAAAACUGAUAUAUUAUACUAUGUCAGUAUCACUCUUAACAAAAAUAAAGAAUCUUAGUUUUGUGCAAACCGCAAAAAUUGCAUUUUACGCACAAAUUUUUUUAAAUAUUUAAUUAAAAGAAGCCGCUUUAUACAUUACACAGAUAUCUACUCCAUAUACAAUAUAUAUAUAUGUAUAUUAUGUUUUUAAAUGUGGAUAUUGUUGUCCUUUUCCUCCCUUGUUCUUUUAUUUAUACAAAGUAUUUGUGGAAAUGUGUAGCAGUAACAUAUUUGUCUUUACUUAGUAUAGCUAUAUAGAAUUGAUUGAAAUUUGUAAGAAGCAAGAAUCGUUGCUCUGAAUUGAAUUUUAAAAUGUUUAUAUAUCCUGAAGUGAAAAGUCACUAUAUGUAAAUAUUAUUACCUUGAAAUAACCAACUAUGUAUAGUGAAUCGAUCUCUUAUUUAUUAACCAUUUUACCUUCACCUAGUAAAUUUUUGUUACAAUGCAGGUAUAAGUCAAGUUAAUUAUUGAUGUAUUUAAAACUAGUGUAUUGAAUGGAUGAACACAUUGUUAAAAAUUAUCUUGCAUUAAAAAUUUUACUGUUGCUAGUGUAGUUUAAGUUUUGUAUGCUUUAUUGUGCAAAAGAAAUCUUAAAUUAAAAAAAUUGAAGAAUCUUAUUCUGUGUCACUGUUAUGAUCUCUUCAAGUGUUGUGCCUUAUACAAAGAUGUUCUUAAUUUUUUUAUGUGAAUGUCUUCACAAUGUUAAAGUGUCAGUAUGUAAAUAUUUUGUGUUACAAAAAAAGGUGCGAAUCAGCCAAACUUAAUAUAUGUUGUAUUAUAUGGGUGUAGUAUAUUGUGUUCAUAUAUUUAAAAGUAUCUCUGAAUCUCAAUGGAAGUUUUAUAUAAAAACUGUCUCAGUUUCCUUAUUCCAUGUUGGAAAAAUUGA